Molecule: messenger RNA, 3079 nt
Organism: Camponotus floridanus (Florida carpenter ant)
Lineage: Eukaryota; Metazoa; Arthropoda; Insecta; Hymenoptera; Formicidae
Gene: Daxx
Exons: 5
Coding region: 228-2981 (917 amino acids)
Molecular function (GO): histone binding
Source: RefSeq, a predicted model, not a curated record
CUUCGGUCUCGUGCUGAUAAAUACCAUAAAUAUCCUGCACAGUGCUUUUGGAUCUUUUAUCAUCUCUCUUUUAUUGUGUCGGAAGAACUUUAAGGUGUUGAUCCUAUUCAUUAUUUUCUGUCAACUUUGUACCAGCUCCAUUAAAGAGGUCAUUCAAGACAGUUUGGGGAGCGUUAGGUUAUAUCUAGAUUGGCGGUAACGAAUUCGAACUCGAUUUGAAUGAAAUCAUGGAUAUGGAGAUUAUCUGUAUUUCUUCUGACGACGAGACGAAUUCGCAAAAGGAAAAUAAGACGAAAUUAGAUAAUACUUCUGUCACUUGUGGAAAGAUAGAAACUUUAUCUAGCGAUGAUGAAAAAGUAGAAGGAAAUAAUUUAAAACGAAAAAUGUUGACAACAGAUACAGAAGAAAAAAUUCAUAACAAUAUGGAAAAGAAAAAAAAAUUGAACAUGUCAAAAUCAAGUUAUGAAUGUCAAAAUCAAGUUAUGGCAUUAGUUGAAACUAUAUUUAAGCCUGACUUAUAUCACAUAUCUAAUAAUUCUGAUAAGUCUGAUUUAUCUAAUAAGUCUGUUCCUGUACAACCAAACAAAAAUCAAGAAAUAAUUGAAAAGCCAAAAUUGGUUAUAAAAGAGAAGAAAAAGAUAUCGUAUGUUGCACAUGACGUUUUUCCGCUCUUUAUAAGUUUAUGCCUUCAAAAAAGUAAGGAUAAGGAUAGAAAAGAUAUGGAAAAAAUUAUUAAUAAAUUAAAGAGACGUUACGAAGAGUUAGAUCCGGAAUACACCAGCUCAGAACAUUUUGUUUCGUUUUUAAAUGAAAAGCGUGCGGCCAUUAUGAAAAAUGAUAAAAAACUAUAUGUAUAUAUAGAAGAAGUGAUGAAUGAGAUGAAAAGAAAAUUCAAAAAAAAAUCCCAUAUAUUGCCAUCUACAGAAACCUAUGAUGCAGUUCCCUCUACUUCAUACGCUGCAAAUAAUUUAUCAGUUAAUAAUGCAGCAAAAUUAGAUUAUAGCAAUGAUAAUGAAGAAACUGCAAAUCCUCGGACAAAAGAUAAAAUUAAAUUAAUAUUACAAGCCAUGACAAAUUGUGAAAGAAUAAUUAAAAAAUUGGAAGAAGCAGAAGUUGAUUUCGAUAAAGAGGACAAUAGUACUUAUAUGAAAGUUGAAAGAUAUAAACAAAGGAUGGUAGAAUUAUAUAACAAAUAUUGCGAAUUAACGGGAGAAAAUACUGAUGCGGGGCGCGUAUAUUUGCGGCCCAAGCAUAUAAGCUCAACUCGUAUUGUUGUUGUUGAUCAAGCAAUAACAAAUUUCAUUAAUUCCAAAAUUGCCCGACGAAAUAAGAUAAAGAAGACAGGAGCUCUUACAAAUGAUGUAAUAUUCCCUGAUUAUAGAGAUAUCUUGGAAUGUGUUAGUAGAUGUAACGAUAAAAGAAAUUUAGGCUUAGAUAGAAAACAACAAAAACAAUUGGCAAGAAAAGCUUUCCUAGAAUUAGGAGAACUUUUACAACGCACAAGACGUAACGAUUAUUGGGAUACAUUUUCUUUGUAUCUUGAAAACGCGGGAGAAGAUCCAGCUAUAAAAGAUAAAGACUUAGCAAAUAAAUUAAUCGAUAAUCGCACCGAAGGUGAAAAAAGAUUAGCUGCCGUAUUUGACAAAUAUACAAUGAAACAAUAUGAAGUAAAGGAGCAAAAUGAUAUUGAAACUUCGGAGGAAGAAGAAGAUGAAGAAGGUGAAAGUGUUGUGGAUGAUAAGAUAAAGGAUGAUAUAUCUGUGGCUAGUUUAAGUGAAGAGGACAGUGAUAAUGAGGAGAAUAUAAAUGAAAAAAUUAACAAAGUUAAGACAGAGAACAAAGAUAACACAGAGAACAAAGUUAACCAAAAUAACAGAUUGCUUGUAAAAAAUGGUAUGAGUAAUAUAAAUACAAUAAAUAUAUAUCGGAAAACGGAUAAAGUUAUAUCAAAUAAAACUCUACUAGAUACAUCGCAACAGAAAUACAAUGAAAAGGAUAAAAUAAAAACUCCGAUAAAAGAGAAUAACAUGGUGAUAUCUGAGAAUAAAAAUCAAGCAACUGAGAAAAUUGUAAAUAAAGUAUGCAAUAAUAAUAUUGUGGCAAAAAAUGUGGAUGUAAAUGCAGAAACACCAGCGGAUUCCUUACCAACAUGUUCUACAGUAGACUGCACAAGUAAUAGGAUUGAAGAAGAUCUACCUGAGGUGGUAACAGAAGACAUGUCCAAAGUAAUACCUGGUCCUGUACUACCUGUAAUAGAAACGGUAACAGAGGAUGUAGCGGAUGUAAUGCCUGGUGCUGUAGCAGAAAUACCGGAACCAAUAAUGGAAGAUAUCACAGAGGUGACGAUUGCAGGUGAAACAGAGGUAAUAACAGAUGAUGCGACAGAUGUAAUUGUAACCGAGAAUCAACGGGAAGAAGAAAAGAAGCCUCUAUUGCGAGUACGAUCCUUUGCAAAACCUCCUACAACUUGGGAGGUGGAUAGUCGACAGAAAAUAGUUAAGAUCGCUGAAGAAAAUGCAUCAAAAGCACCAAAUCAACUCAAAGAUGUAGUUGAUCUGACCAAUGAUGCAAUCAAUAAACCAUUACCAAUUAUUAAGACAUUGCCUCUUACCAAGUGUACUAUACAACUUGGAAACAAGAUACUUCCUCUGGUGAAAAGUCAAAGAUUGCUUAUACCGUCAAAUAGGAAUAUAAUCAGUGUUAAAAAUAUUACAAAUAAUUAUCUAAAGGUAAAUACGAAAAGUGAACAAACACCUAAGCGCGAUAUUUGUGUUCAGUUGCCAUCUGCUCAAACAGACACUACUCGACAAAAUCAACCACAAAAACCUAUCAUCACGAGAAACGAGGUGCCCUUUAGAGGAAACGAAACGAUAUUACGAAUUAUUCAACAAGGUAAGCCGAUUAUUGUAUCCAAAAACUCGACAGUGCAGUCUGUUUCCAACCAAAUAAAUGUGCAUUUCUCGAAGAUAAAACCAAAAUGACUAAAUGAACCUAUAAUAAGGGCUAUCUUUUUAGAUCAUUGUUACACGAAAACUAAUAUAAGCUAAUAAAUAUUUGGGUGUUAAUUAUUUCUACUAUA